Messenger RNA from Sipha flava (yellow sugarcane aphid), 595 nucleotides. RefSeq lists its product as uncharacterized. The record is from RefSeq and is a predicted model, not a curated record. Lineage: Eukaryota; Metazoa; Arthropoda; Insecta; Hemiptera; Aphididae. The coding region runs from base 69 to 527 and encodes 152 amino acids. The transcript is spliced from 6 exons.
UUUGCAAUAUAGCCAUUGUGAUUUAGCGCUUUGGUAGUCACAUUAUAUUUAUUAUCAAUUCAAUACUAAUGGACAAAGUUAGUGGAGUUGGUGUAGUCAAGAAAUCUAAUCGGGUUCGUAGAGUAUUUUGUCCUAUUUGGAAAAGACCAUAUCAUAAGAAUUGCAACUGUUUGGCUGACGAAAAUGAAAUCGACGACAUUGUUACAGAAUUUGAACAUCUUCCGACUUCGACGAAACAAUUUCCAAAAAUCAAGCGUAAACGAGGACGACCAAAAAAAAAAAUUGAAAUAGUUGAAAUCAAUAAUCAGCCGAUCACAAGUAAUUCCAACCAAAACAUGGUUCCAAAAAAAAAAUGGCGGUUAGCAUACCUCAAUAAUGUGCUGAUUGAUAAUUUUAAUGGAGAGUUUACUACAUUUAUACCUGAGGAACAAUUAAUAUGUGACAAUGAAACUGUUUUUGUUGAUUCUAAGAACACCUCUGUUCAUGAAAAAUCAAAUACUAUUGAUAUUGAACAAAAGUUUAUAUGACCGAUAGCAUAGGAGCAACUGUACAAAUGUAUAAAAUAUUUGAUGAUAACAUACUGAUGUUAUUUUCA